AUGGCGGCCCAAGGAGAGCAGAUGAAGAGUUUGGAGACGCUGGAAUUCGGCAUGGGGUUCAGAAGCGGAGGAAUUGAGACAGGAGACGGUGCCGAAUUCUUGUAUUCGAAUGGCAUUAGCCUCUCUGCGGAUCGAAAUUUCCGUAACGCCAACUUCAAGGCCUUCCAGCAGCAAAUUCAUAUGUUCGAAGAACUUGGUGGCCGUGAUUUAGGUGGAGAAUUGGGGUCUCGGGCCAUGUUGCAGAAUCGGAGAAUUGUGGAAUGGGAGUGUUUUGGGACUGGAGGCGAGGAAGUGAGUCAAAUUGUGGGUUAUUUUGGUGGGUCGAUGAUGCUAGGAAGUUGGGAGGGUUUGGACGUUGUUUGGGGCCAGCGCAUGAUAGGAUUAGACUUGCAUGUUGUUGACUUUAUUCUGCAAAAUCCGUGCUACCGAGACCGAGCUUACGAACCCCGAAAUAUCACUAGUAUCAAACGGCAUCAUCCACGCUUUCCUCUUCCACUAUUAAUACCUGCCCUCACCCGUGGCUCCAUUGAUCACUCCCUCCUCAUCUUCACCUCACUCUCUCACCCUCCCAAAUAUGAUGCGAAAUCGCGUCCCUCAGAUACUUCCUCAGUAGACUAUAGUCUUCUUGGCAUUUUGCACUGGUGUAUGAGGCAUUCCCAGAGAUUUACAUGUAUACAAUCAACCCAUGUAUCAGUGGAACCCCGGCUGGGUUUCUGUUGUCUUCCAAUACUGUCGUACAUCUUGAUAUUGUGCACCCCAAAUAGCGGCGCAAAGUUGUCGCACAUUGCGAGUCGGUACUCGGGCGUUCAACGAAUCAAGCGCAUGCGGGAACGAGCUGGCUGUAGUGGGGCACCUGAAAAGAUAAUUCUCGAGAAAAGAGCACAAAAGAAUGCGUCAUUUUUCAAGGGAUGCAGUACCUUUUUAGUCAUGCUGGGUGAUGCAGUGACAUUAGUAAUUCUGUCUUCUCAAAUCGCUGUUGAGGGUGGUAGGAAAGUUGUGAGGGUUUGUCUGAUCCCUGAUGACACGGGGAUGCAACUCUCCGAAGAAUCUAUCAAGGGAAGGACUAGCUUCGGUGUUCUUCUGAGACUGAAGGAUUUGGAAUAUUGCAACCCAGCGUUCGGCUCUGCACUUAUUCCAGUACAUACGGCUAAAGUAGAACCGCAGGGAAGUCGGUGGGUGCUCUGUUCUCAUCAGCAUGGUAGGGAAAGACAUCCACGCGUAUCAAGGGCACGCCAUAGCUUUCAAAUGAUUCUCCCAGGAUGUGUUGCGCAUCCGUACGCUAAUCGAGACGGGCUACUCAUUUGGAUUACCAGGAUUGUGAAGAGCCCGCGACUGGUGGCACCGACUCCGGCGAAGUUAGCGCCAACUAGUUGCAAUGACCACAAGUGCAACGGAGAACACUUCACUACUUGUCUGCUAAGACAUGGAAAUUGUGAAAGUGGCUUUAAACCCCAGUUUGAAAGCGUCAUCUUAAACACCCGUUGGGCUCUGAUCAACCAGUUGGUGAAUAGGCCCGCUAGGUCAGCCGGUCGACGAUACGAACAUUUUUAUAGCCUUCUUAGUGUUAUUGCUGAAAAGUUUCCGCCGUCGCAUACGCUUUGGGCCAUAAUAUUGGAAGUAAAACCCAUCCUGCACCUUACCAACGUGGCUGUAAUUGCCGCCGCCAAAUCUAUCAAUGAAAAGAUGUCAUCAGGAGAAAAUGGCGAUCAAGAAGAGGGGUCUGCGCAUUCGCAAAUCAAGGAAUCGCGGCUGGACAGGAAGGUAGUCGUCGUCGAAGGCUUGUUCGAGGAGGAUGUCGAGAGGGAUGUCACAGUGCUGAGAUUGAACUUCAAGCCAGGAUCUUCUCACAGCCUCGUGGUUGGCCUAGCUUAG
Lindgomyces ingoldianus is the source of this 1872-nucleotide messenger RNA. RefSeq lists its product as uncharacterized. Lineage: Eukaryota; Fungi; Ascomycota; Dothideomycetes; Pleosporales; Lindgomycetaceae. The transcript is spliced from 17 exons. The record is from RefSeq and is a predicted model, not a curated record. Bases 1 to 1872 code for a protein of 623 amino acids.